This is a messenger RNA of Ixodes scapularis (black-legged tick), 673 nucleotides long. RefSeq lists its product as uncharacterized. Lineage: Eukaryota; Metazoa; Arthropoda; Arachnida; Ixodida; Ixodidae. The transcript has 2 exons. The record is from RefSeq and is a predicted model, not a curated record. The coding region runs from base 30 to 416 and encodes 128 amino acids.
CGGCGCUGUGCUGUCGCACGUCAUGAAAGAUGGCACGACGCAGGGAACUCACAGUCCACGAGCGGUGCCUGAUGCAUGGAAUGAGAGUCGUCGUGCCCCCGAAACUUCAACAGCUGGUCCUGGAGGAGCUACACCAGGGACACCCAGGAAUAGUGCGGAGCAAAGCACUCGCCCGAAGCUACGUAUGGUGGCCCUCCUUGGAAACGGACUUGGAGAACCAAGAGCGGCCCCACAUGGUUCCACGCAACAGUACUGCAGCGGACGGGACCAGUGUCCUACGUGGUCAAGGUGCGGACACCGGAUGGACUCCGUACUUGGAGGCGACACAAGGACCACCUGCGCUCAGCGUCUACUGCAGUGACAGCGCCGUCCCUUGUGGGGGAGGACGAUACCGACACCAUCUAUCCUGCGUCUGAAGCCGACGUACCACCUCCGUCUACUGUCUCCGCAAGACAAACGGUGCCCGUCACCCCCACUAACGCUGCGCCUCGGCGAUACCCACAACGCCAGAGAAGACCCCCCGAUCGCUAUGAAGCCUCAUGACGUUCCAAAUUGCGGUGGAGGAAGUGCUAGAGGCCGCUGCCGUUGCUAUCAGCAGUACGCGUAGUACUGACGUCACCGGGCGCUCUAUAAGAAGAGCACCGUCAUACGCGCAGCCAGAUCGCUGCCGGCC